Messenger RNA from Mus caroli (Ryukyu mouse), 437 nucleotides. RefSeq names its product beta-defensin 109. Gene Ontology annotation, cellular component: extracellular region. NCBI's taxonomy places the organism in Eukaryota, Metazoa, Chordata, Mammalia, Rodentia, Muridae. Gene Ontology annotation, biological process: cell chemotaxis; defense response to bacterium. The record is from RefSeq and is a predicted model, not a curated record. Gene Ontology annotation, molecular function: CCR6 chemokine receptor binding; chemoattractant activity.
CCAGACUCCAGGUAUCUACAUCUUCACUUCACAGACCCUUCCACCAUGAGACUGUAUCUGCUCCUCUCUACUCUAUUCUUCCUCUUGGACCUUUUACCCCAAGUUAGAAGCGGUUUAGGUGCGUCCGAGACGCUCUGCGUCAGUUUGCAGGGCACGUGCAGAAGAGACAUUUGCAAACUGAUAGAAGACGAGAUCGGUGCUUGCCGGAGAAGAUGGAAAUGUUGCAGGCUGUGGUGGAUUCUCAUACCUAUUCCAACGCCAGUUAUCUUCUCAGACUAUCAAGAACCCCUCCAGUCUAAGGUGAAGUAAGACCAUAGUGAACAGAAAGGACAGCUCACACGGCCAGCUAAAGCAAUGGAACCUGCACACCGAACACUUCCAGCUCUUUCAUCAGGUUUUAUUCAGCUUGCCAAUAAACAUAAAUAUUGAUUUCAAAU